Linum trigynum is the source of this 2824-nucleotide messenger RNA. The record is from the annotation of a GenBank genome assembly. Lineage: Eukaryota; Viridiplantae; Streptophyta; Magnoliopsida; Malpighiales; Linaceae.
UUGCACAAUUAAAUAAUUGACAUAUCAACAAAAUUUUUUGAGUAAUCUAUUUAUAUGUCACGUUAGAGUCAAUGAAUAGUUGACUAGGCGAAAAAUUAACGGUUUAACUAUUAAAUUGUUUUCAAAAAGUUUUGACUAUUAUUUUAUUUAGAUUUAAUAUCAUGGGCUUUCGUCCGCUUCAGCAAAAUUUGUGGGCCCUGUUCCUUCAACCUGUCAAAACGGAGGCCCACCAAGCAAGUACGUGUCGUGUUCAAUUCAACAUCCAGAACUACACCCUUGCUUCCCAAAGCUGUGUUGUUUCGUUCUAAUUUUUUCUAUCUGAUCAUCCUUGUUCGCAUAUGCGGUUGGUCCUUUGCGCUUUUCCAGGAGCCCAGAAGAUUUGUUCAGUUCAAUCUCUUCUCUUCUCGUCUAUUUCAAUUCAUAGCUCCUCACAAGACUUCUCCUCUCGCUCCCAAGACGGACAAGGUAUCUCCAUCCUUUUAUCCCAAUUCCCCCAUCUUGCUUCUUCCAGAGAUUCCGUAGGUUUCGAUGGCAGUCCUUCUGAUCAGAAAACCCUAAUCAUGAGUUCCGUUGUUUCAUUUUCGGAAUAAUAGUUUCCGCUCUUAUUUCUGUGCAUAGUUGGUGGUUAGCUGGGUUUGUGUGUGUGUUUUGAGCUGAACUUGAACCACCUAUUGGCAGUCUCUUCGCUGAUUUCGUAGCUUUCCUUGUAACCAUGGGGUUUUGAUUUACAACUGGUGCCUUGUUUCUUUGAAUCGAGCUUGUUGUUUGACGUUAUUCAAUUUCUUGCUGUUCACUUUUUUAUUGUUUGUUGUUGCUGGUUUCUGAAGCCUUGUCCAUUUCCAAUUGCAGUUUUAACCGCCUAUUGAUUUGCUUUGGUUGCUGCAGCUUGUUGUUAGCCAAUGGGGACUUCUGAUGGAAGAUCUGGUUACUCGACGCUGUCUACCCUAGAGAAGGAGAAUACUGUGUACCCUUACAUUGAUGACUAUUCCAAUCCUGCCUGGUCUGCUAGAAAAGAGGUGGGCGCUCAUCAAUCAAGCUCAAAAGCAUCGGAAAACGACUCACAUCUGAAUUUCCCAUAUGAUUCGGAAGAGUUUGUUGAUGGUGGAUAUGAUUCGGAUGAUGAACCUUGCGACUCUAAGCAAAUUGCCAGAGUUCCAGAGGUCAAUCUGAAAAAUGUCUUGGGUGGAAUAUUUGCGAUUUUGACUGGAAAGAACAAAAUUCCUGGCCUUUCUGGAAUCUCACAGCUCCCUAGCUCAAAUGUUUCCUUUCUUGGAUCUGGAAAAAACGGUGAUACCGUCUUGCAUUCCUCUGUUUAUAUACCUAGUGCGCCACCUCUACUUGAGCCAGCGGGCUUUAAUUACAGUGAAUACAAGGAGGUAUUGGAAGCUGAGCCUCCUGAGUGGCUACCAGAUAGUUCUACUUCAGCUUGCAUGCAGUGCACUGCUCCAUUCACUGCAAUAACUCGCGGCAGGCAUCAUUGCCGUUUUUGCGGUGGGAUAUUUUGUAGAGUUUGCACCAAAGGAAGGUCUUUGUUGCCAGUUAAGUUCAGGGAACGGGACCCACAAAGGGUUUGUGAUGCCUGCUAUGAUCGGCUUGACCCUCUACAGGGUAUUCUUAUCAACUCAAUUAGCAACGCUAUGCAAGUAGCAAAGCAUGAUGUAAUGGACUGGACAUCUGCUAGGGGUUGGCUGAAUCUUCCAGUUGGUCUAUCCAUGGAAAAUGAGAUAUACAAGGCAUCUAAUACUUUAAGAAGCUAUUGCCAGGUUGCAAAGUUGAAUCCUGACAAAUCCAUACCUCAAGCAGUUUUGAAGGGAGCCAGAGGCCUGGCUAUUCUGACAGUUGCUAAAGCAGGUGUUGUAGUUGCCUACAAACUUGGAACUGGUUUGGUAAUUGCUCGAAGGUCUGAUGGAACAUGGUCUGCGCCAUCUGCCAUUUGCUCAGUUGGUUUAGGAUGGGGUGCUCAGGUUGGAGGUGAGCUCAUGGACUUUAUAAUUGUUCUUCGUGACCUGAAGGCUGUAAAGACGUUUUCUAGCCGCAUGCAUUUCUCCCUCGGUGCUGGCUGUAGUGCUGCAGCAGGGCCUAUUGGGAGGGUUGUGGAAGCUGAUCUCAGGGCUGGUGAUAGAGGUUCUGGCAUGUGCUACACAUACAGUUGCAGUAAAGGUGCAUUUGUUGGUGUAUCACUUGAAGGGAAUGUGGUUACAACAAGGAUGGAUACUAAUCUCAACUUCUACGGCGAUCCUUAUCUCACAACAAGCGACAUUCUACUUGGCAAUGUGGACAGACCAAAGGCUGCUGGACCUUUGUAUGCCGCUCUUGACGAACUCCGUCACACUCUCUGGUUUUAAAGUAUGCUCUCAGGUACGUCCUUGCACUUGAGAGCUGAAACUUCAUAGUUCCGACGGCUGGAAUUCGGAAUAUGUGCCUUGCACCUUAUUAUAGUUUUGAACUCUCGAACUGUACAUUUGAAUGUCUUCGUCCACCAAAUUCGGCUGUGAAUGGAGAACUGAAUGUUGAACUUGGUUUUUGUUUUUGACAUUCCGUUCAGUUUGUGUAUAUAUACGUGUGUAUAACCUGGCCGAUGAUGUUUGUGUAAAUAUCGUUUGUGUAGUGGGACAAAAGAAAUUGUACAGAUGAACAGAAAAUUUGCCUGGUUAGAUAAUCUGAAUUUUAAUUUCUCAAAUCUCGUCAUUUCCUGUUACUCUUUUUCAAGUAGAAGUAAUGAAUUCGCACCAAAAAAAAGUAGAAGUAAUGAAGCAUGGAACACUUGGCGUGUGGCCGUACGGUAUCACAAGAUGCAUCUUAUUAAGAAAUAAGAAUUAGGAUG